AUGGAACGUUCAAAACAUUUAUAUAUGAUUGAUGAAACGACAAACGAAAUGAUUAAUAGCGAUUUGUUUACUCGCCGUUUUCCAUUUUGUAUUUUAUUUUAUCAUUUCAGUUGGAUAUUUCCUAUUAUUGGUCAUUUGGGGAUAGCAACAAGCAAAGGUAUUAUUCGCGAUUUCGCUGGAAGUUAUUUUGUUAGCGAGGAUGAAAUGGCUUUUGGAUUACCUAUUCGUUAUUGGCAGCUUGAUCCAAAAUAUGUCUGUGGUGGAGCGGAGGCAUGGGAUCGUGCUGUAAAAGAAGCAUCCGAUGAAUACAAAGGGCAUAUUGUAUAUUUUUUCCCUAUAUUUUAUAUUAUAUAUAGCAGAUCCUUAUCAGUUGCCCCACAUAAUUUAUUUUGCAAUAAUUGUCAUUCGCAUGUCGCAUUGGCUCUUAAUAAAAUGAAAUAUGCAGGCAAGAAAAAUUAUAAUAUGGUCAACUUAGCAAUAUCGAUGAUCUUUAAAGGACAUUAUACGGGAUUUGAAUUUUUUAAAAUUUCAGCCAUUAUGGUUCGAUUAACGGUUGAUUUGAUCAAUGAUUCUAUGCAAUUUAUCAAUGCAGUAAGAGAACGCGAAUUAUGUCUUCGCGCUUGUAAAAUACCAGUGCUUGAAAACCUUGGUAUCACUCGGGAUCAGUUUGAUACUAUCGAUUUGACAGAUAAUGAUAUUCGAAAAUUGGAAAAUAUACCUUUAUUGCGACGUUUAAGUACUCUUCUUCUUCAUAAUAAUCGUAUACAACAAAUUAUGUCGAAUAUUGGUGAAGUUCUGCCAUCAUUGAGAACUUUGGCGCUGACUAAUAAUAAUUUGAGUGAACUUGGUGAUAUAGAUCCUCUUGGCAAAUGCGAAAAAUUGGAAUAUCUCACGCUUAUUGGUAAUCCCCUCACUCACAAACCAAAAUAUCGGUUAUACAUUAUCUACAGAGUUCCAUCAGUUCGAGUUUUGGAUUUUAAGCGAGUUCGGUUAAAUGAACGGCAGCAAGCGAAAGCCUUAUUUAAGGGCAAAAAAGGCGAAAAAUUAAGGGAAGAGAUUGUUAAAAAAUCAUCAGCUCUUCCAGAUGAGGAAGAUAUGCAUGCUGCUAGAGAUAUUCGGCCUGAAGAUGCGAAGAAAAUCCAGGAGGCAAUUGAUUCUGUAUCAUCUAUUGCUGAAGCUGAAUAUCUUCAAAAUAUAUUACAAAGUGGUCGUAUACCUGAAGGUGCUUGGAAUAGAGGUGGUUUUGCAUCGAUCAACCAGAAUGCAUUAAAGUAA
Molecule: messenger RNA, 1275 nt
Organism: Dracunculus medinensis (Guinea worm)
Lineage: Eukaryota; Metazoa; Nematoda; Chromadorea; Rhabditida; Dracunculidae
Source: the annotation of a GenBank genome assembly